Molecule: messenger RNA, 905 nt
Organism: Prorocentrum cordatum
Lineage: Eukaryota; Dinophyceae; Prorocentrales; Prorocentraceae
Source: the annotation of a GenBank genome assembly
CCCCACCCCACCCCCCCGCCGUGCGGGAGCCGCACAUGGAGGGCGCGGGAGCGUUCCUCCUAGGCGGUGCCCUCUUAGUGGCCGUUGCCAGCUCGCUCACGUUGCUCAACUACGCUCAGCGCGAGGUGAGCUGGUUCGCGUUCUCGACGUCCCUCCUUGGCUUCGUCCUCUCGUUCGGCAUCAUCGCCCUGGUCCCAUAUGACGUCUGGGAGGCUCUCGAGCUGGAAGAUCCUCAGGGCAAGCAGCUCUCCGCGAGCUGGGAGCUCAUCUACUGGGCCACUUUUCUGCUCUGCUGGGUGCUGUGUCCCCUCCUGAUCGAGUACGAGGCCGCGGGUGACUUCACCAUGGUGCGGAGGUUGCGCGCGUCUCUGCGGAAAAACGCGGCCUGGUGCGCCGGCUACGCUGUACUCAGCGUCCUGCUGCUUAUCUGGUUAUCUGUUGGCGGAGGGGCCCACGGCAGCCUGGGCGCUUGGUGCAUUGCUGCGUCCAACGCGUGGGGCCUCUUGGUGUCCACUGUGCUCAUGGGGUACGGACUGGUUGCGGUGCCCAGACACCUCUGGCGACUCGCCAGCCCCGUGGGCCAGCUGCCCGCGCUCUACUGCGUGGCGGUCACCAUGGACGAGGCGAGGCUGAGCGCCCAGUUCGAGCUCCAGGACAUGAUCGGCGAGGCCCGAGCAGAAGUUGCAUCUCGCAGCCUCCAGCUCUGGGACCCCUCGCUGGAGCGGGCGUUCGCGAUCCUGCAGGCUACUCUGGAGGAGCUGCUGGCCCAGGGAGCCCUGGAGGGAGGAGGGGGAGGACGAGGAGGAGGGCUGCGGAAGUGCAGGAUGUGCGCUGAGGGCGGAAGACGAGGAGCGAUGGGGGAGGGAGGACGAGGAGGGAGGGAACGAGGGAGGAGGAACGAGUGA